This is a messenger RNA of Phalaenopsis equestris, 1815 nucleotides long. Its product is annotated as UDP-arabinose 4-epimerase 1-like. The record is from RefSeq and is a predicted model, not a curated record. Bases 407 to 1519 code for a protein of 370 amino acids. Gene Ontology annotation, biological process: beta-D-galactose catabolic process via UDP-galactose, Leloir pathway. Gene Ontology annotation, cellular component: cytosol. Gene Ontology annotation, molecular function: UDP-glucose 4-epimerase activity. NCBI's taxonomy places the organism in Eukaryota, Viridiplantae, Streptophyta, Magnoliopsida, Asparagales, Orchidaceae. The transcript is spliced from 10 exons.
GGCUUUCAUUUUUUUUAAUUACGUUUUUUUUUAAAUUAAAUCUCGCGAGGAUGGGAGACAGGAUUUCUGUUGAGCGGCUUUCAACAGAGGGGAAUCAAUUGAUUGUAUGGGUUUCAAAUAAGUAUUUCUGUGGCUGUCGUGAGUGGGGAAGACAAGGACGGGCACGGGAAAAUAGGAAUCACGGUAGAAAACAGACAAAGUAGAAAGAAGAUUUUAGGCUUUUAACGGGAAAAUUUGGUAGAAGGAAGAACAUGUGAAGGGAGAACAGUGCAAACCUGUAUGUGAUUUGGUGAAGAAUGGCAAGGCUUCAUCGAUUGAAAUCAGGAAGAGACAGAUGCCGUAAUUGCAAAGGACAGAAAAAUCAAUGAGGAAGACAGAAACCGUCCAAAAGAAAGAGUACGAAUGAAUGUCAAAGAGGCUUUCGUUCGUGCUUGUAACAGUGGAAGAGCGGGAACAGUUUGCUAUACAUGAAGCUGGGGUGAUGCAUGUCUUAGUAACCGGCGGAGCUGGCUAUAUCGGAUCACACGCAACUCUUCGACUCUUAAAGGACUCCUAUAGAGUAACCAUAGUGGAUAAUCUUUCUAGGGGAAAUAUUGGGGCUGUUAAAACUCUCCAGAAGUUAUUUCCAGAGCCUGGAAGGCUUCAGUUUAUUUAUGCUGAUUUAGGUGAUGCUAAAGUUGUUGACCGCAUAUUUGCACAAAAUGCAUUUGAUGCUGUGAUGCACUUUGCAGCAGUGGCUUACGUUGGUGAGAGUACUCUCGAACCUCUCAGAUAUUAUCACAACAUUACUUCAAACACUUUGGUCAUUCUGGAGGCCAUGGCAAAGCAUGGUGUUAGAACCCUGAUAUACUCUAGCACCUGUGCAACGUAUGGAGAACCUGAGAAAAUGCCCAUUACUGAAAAUACUCCUCAGGUUCCCAUUAAUCCAUACGGGAGGGCCAAAAAAAUGGCUGAAGAUAUCAUCCUUGACUUUUCAAAGACUACAGACAUGGCCAUUAUGAUUCUAAGAUAUUUCAAUGUCAUCGGAUCUGAUCCGGAAGGAAGGCUAGGUGAAGCCCCUAGACCAGAGCUGCGGGACCAGGGGCGCAUCUCAGGCGCGUGUUUCGAUGCUGCUCGAGGAAUCAUACCAGGACUAAAGGUUAGAGGAGCAGACUACCCUACUCAUGAUGGUACUUGUAUAAGAGAUUAUAUUGAUGUAACAGAUCUAGUUGAUGCUCAUGUAAAAGCUCUCACCAAGGCAAGGCCUAAAAAUGUUGGCAUCUACAAUGUUGGAACUGGAAAAGGAAGAUCAGUGAAGGAAUUUGUAGAAAGUUGCAAGAAAGCUACCGGUGUGGACAUAAAAGUUGAUUACUUGGAAAGAAGACCUGGGGAUUAUGCGGAAGUUUACAGUAACCCUUCCAAGAUCAAAAAAGAACUGAACUGGACGGCAAGGUAUACUGACCUUGAACAGAGCCUCCGGACCGCAUGGAGAUGGCAGAAGUCGCAUAGAAAUGGAUACGACACAUCCAUUUCCUCUUAAAGCAAUUUCUCUCUUAAAACUCUCAAUUAUAAGAGAAUUGGCAGUGGAUCUGAAGUUUCAGAAUUUGCAGAAGAGCUCUUUUAUUUGUGAAUUUUAGGUAUGAAGCAGAGUUUUUUAUUUUUUUUAUUUUCAAAGGGAUGGGAAUGAUGCAAUAAGCGAUGCAGUUGAUCACCAUUGCUGCAAUAAUAUUUACUCCAUAGAAGUUCCAUGAUAUGUUUUCAGUUUUUUGUAAUUUUGAGGAGAUAUUUACUUCGGUUGCCGCCGGUUUUAUAAAACAGUAAUAAAGCUUGCUUUUG